This is a messenger RNA of Adineta ricciae, 4398 nucleotides long. The record is from the annotation of a GenBank genome assembly. Lineage: Eukaryota; Metazoa; Rotifera; Eurotatoria; Adinetida; Adinetidae.
AUGGUUGUUAUUAGUGUGUUUCUGCUGCUUGUAAUCAGUGGAAUAUCAGGUAAUUAUUUGCGCUCAGAAGUGUUCGUUGCUUUUCGCGUUUCAUUCAAUCAACCGAAACUGUGUCCGACAGUACAAUGGAAUCGAACUGCCACCACUUUUAUGAACAGAAUUGUGGUUCAGAAUAACGGUCCUCAAAUUUUUAUUGAUACCAACAAUACUAUUUAUGUGGCUACGGAUGCAAAAAAACAAAUCUUGAUUUGGCAUGAAAAUAGCACUGAUCCAAUUAUAAUCGAAGAAGAAAAAUGGCCAGUGAUCUCAUCUAUAUUUGUUUCCAACAAGGGAGACAUUUAUAUCAGUUUUGAUAGCAGCAAAAUUAUCAAAUGGGCACAAAGUAAUAACAAUUCUGUUGAUAUUCCAGACUUUGAGGACAACUGUGUUUAUAUUUUCAUCGAUGUUAAUAAUUAUUUAUAUUGUUCAGCAAUUCGGUCUCAUACAGUAAUGAAAAGAUCAUUAGACGAUGAGAAGAUGGCAAUGGUUGUAGCUGGUACAGGCCAUCAGGGCUCCGGCCCAGAUAAUCUCUUUGUUCCUAGAGGAAUCUUUGUUGAUACAAAUCUCGAUUUAUAUGUGGCAGAUCACUUCAACCAUCGAAUUCAACAAUUUUCGUUUCGUGAAAAAAAUGCAAAAACAGUGGCAGGAGCGAGUUCAUCAGAUAUCACAAUUCCACUCAUUUAUCCAGAGUCGAUUUUAUUAGAUGCUGACAAAUAUCUCUUCAUUGUGGAUAAUGACAAUCAUAAUAUUGUUGCAUCUGGACCAAAUGGAUUUCGCCGCUUAUUUGGGCGCGAUGGAUAUGGCGAAGAAUCUCAUCAAUUCAUUUGGUCCGCAAUUUUUAGUUUUGAUGUCUAUGGAAACAUAUUUGUUGUUGAUCGCAUGAAUUAUCGACCUCAAAAAUUUCAUAAGCAGAAAGAUUCUUGUCACGAUGUCCCACUAUUACCUCAAGCACUUUAUUCGUCGAUCUUGACAGAAAAUCACGCAAUGUAUUCUCGAACUCUAUUGCCUCAUCCACGUUAUCACUUGGAAGUCAUUAAAGUAUUGGUUAAUAAAACUGACUUCUACAUCCUGACUGCUACUAGCAGUGUUGAUCUCUACGGUCAUCUGUACAAGCAUGAUUUUGAUCGAUACAAUCCUACACAUAACUUGAUUGCAUGGCAUGGUCAAUGUUGCAACCAAGAUCAGUUCAGAUUCACAGUUGAACUUGUUGUCAACACGACAUACAUCUUGGUUGUAACAACAUACAAUCCAAAUGUGACAGGCCCAUUCUCGGUGACGAUACUCGGUUCAAACAAAGUUCGUCUUGAAUGCAUCAAUGUGAGCCAAUCCGUCGAAUCAAUCUACACAUCUGAACUGACACAACAACAUGACGAAUAUUUUCCUCAUCCUUGCGACAUAAUGAUUCCUGGCUUUUACGAAGCAAUAGAAAUGAAUCGGGACAUUUAUAUCAGUUUUGAUAGCAGCAAAAUCAUCAAAUGGACACAAAGUAAUAACAAUUUUACUGAUAUUCCAGACUUUGAAGACAACUGUGUUUAUAUUUUCAUCGAUGUUAAUAAUUAUUUAUAUUGUUCAGCAAUUCGGUCUCAUACAGUAAUGAAAAGAUCAUUAGACGAUGAGAAGAUGGCAAUGGUUGUAGCUGGUACAGGCAAUCAGGGCUCCGGCCCAGGUAAUCUCUUUGUUCCUAGAGGAAUCUUUGUUGAUACAAAUCUCGAUUUAUAUGUGGCAGAUCACUUCAACCAUCGAAUUCAACGAUUUUCGUUUCGUGAAAAAAAUGCAAAAACAGUGGCAGGAGCGAGUUCAUCAGAUAUCACAAUUCCACUCAAUUAUCCAGAGUCGAUUUUAUUAGAUGCUGACAAAUAUCUCUUCAUUGUGGAUCGUGACAAUCAUGAUAUUGUUGCGUCUGGACCAAAUGGAUUUCGCCGCUUAUUUGGGCGUGAUGGAUAUGGCGAAGAAUCUCAUCAAUUCAUUUGGUCCACAAUUUUUAGUUUUGAUGUCUAUGGAAACAUAUUUGUUGUCGAUCGCAUGAAUUAUCGACCUCAAAAAUUUCAUAAGCAGAAAGAUUCUUGUCUUGACUUUCAAAUGUUUCUUUUUUUUCAUUUAGACGAUGUCCCACUAUUACCUCAAGCACUUUAUUCGUCGAUCUUGACGGAAAAUCACGCAAUGUAUUCUCGAACUCUAUUUCCUCAUCCACGUUAUCACUUGGAAGUCAUUAAAGUAUUUGUUAAUAAAACUGACUUCUACAUCCUGACUGCUACUAGCAGUGUUGAUCUCUAUGGUCAUCUGUACAAGCAUCAUUUUGAUCGAUACAAUCCUACACAUAAUUUGAUUGCAUGGCAUGGUCAAUGUUGCAACCAAGAUCAGUUCAGAUUCACAGUUGAACUUGUUGUCAACACGACAUACAUCUUGGUUGUAACAACAUACAAUCCAAAUGUGACAGGUCCAUUCUCGGUGACGAUACUCGGUUCAAACAAAGUUCGUCUUGAAUGCAUCAAUGUGAACCAAUCCGUCGAAUCAAUCUACACAUCUGAACUGACACAACAGCAUGACGAAUAUUUUCCUCAUCCUUGCGACAUAAUGAUUCCUGGCUUUUACGAAGCAAUAGAAAUGAAUGUGAGUGAGAGUGGUUUGUAUACUGUUAUGAACAACGUUGAAGACAUGAACACAAGCAUCUCAAUUCGUAUCUAUAAACAUGAUUUUUAUAAAUUCAUUGCAAUCGAUUAUUUAUUCAAAAGACACGAUGUUUGCCAGGAUCAUAGUCAACGUCAAAUCACCGUCGACUUUCUAUCUAACAUUCGAUACGUCUUGGUUGUAACAACAUGUUCGUGGAACAUAAUUGGGAAGUUCUCGUUCAAAAUCAUCGGCAGAAAGAAUGUCAGUCUCCGGCUUUUAAAUGCUUCAUCAGCUGCUCGCUCGAGUUAUUCAUCUGAACUAACGAACGCUAGUCAACAGUAUCAUAAAGAUUGUGAUCAAAACGCUUUUUUCUAUGAAACUUUACGACUGACCGUACCCACCGAUGCAUUCUAUGGCUUGUCAUUUAGAAAUAGUCCUUUUAUACAAUUGUACGUCUAUAAAAGUCAUUUUGAUCCAUUGAACCCACAUGACAAUUCAAUUUCCAUCAAUCAACUCAAUUGCACUACCGAUAACGCGAAGAUAAAACGUACAAUUCAUCUUCAGCCUAAUAGUGUGUACAUAUUACUUGUGACAACUCUUUAUCCAACGCAGGAAACACAGUUCUCAAUCGAUAUAUAUGGUCCGACAAAUGUUACUUUGGAACGUAUUGUCGACAACUCGACAUAUUGUUAUGUCGGUGGCUCAUGUAACACUCAAGUAAAAAGUAUUGGUCUCACUCUCGACGAUAUCCUACGACUACAAGUCAAUCGAAACGUGACAAUACAAGAUCAACCACUUCUCAUCAAAGUCACUGCUGCUCUCUCAGUCAUCAUGUUUGUGGCAGGUGUCAUCAAUAGUGCUUGUUCCAUUUUGACUUUUCAAAAUGUGAAGUCACAAACAGUUGGCUGUGGUUUGUACCUUCUUGCGUCGUCGGUUACUUCUCUUGUAACAAUCAUUUUGUUCACAGUCAAGUUUUGGUUUGUCGUUGUGACACAAAUGGAUCUGUCUGUUCGUCUGUCCGUUGUUGAAGGUGGAUGUAAGUCGAUUGAAACUCUUCUCAAGUUAUUCUUCUAUUGGGAUGCUUGGCUGAAUGCAUGUGUGGCAGUGGAACGUGGAAUGAGUGUUUACAAAGGAGUGAGUUUUGACAAGGAAAAGAGUAAGCGCUUUGCUCGAUGGAUCAUCUUCAUCUUACCGAUUAUGAUUGUGGGGACGGUUAUUCAUGAAUCAAUACAUCGCAAAAUGUUCAAACAUGAAGUAAAACAACGGAAGUGGUACAGCGAAAACUAUAACAUUGACGAAGAUAUCGAGAUAGGUACUUACACCUGGUGCAUAACUUCAUAUUCUCAAUGGCUUCAAGGUUACAACACAGCCGUUCUCUUCAUUCAUCUGCUUGGCCCAUUCGUUGCAAAUCUUCUCUCUGCAUUAUUCAUCAUCAUUGGAACUGCUCGACGACGAGCAGAAGCUCAAAGACAACACUCGUACAAAGAACAUCUUCGCGAACAAUGGAACGAAUAUAAACAACUUGUCAUCAGUCCUAUAAUUUUAGUUUUUCUAUCAACACCGCGUCUGAUCAUAUCUUUGUUAUCAGGAUGUGCCGAUGUCUCUAGUCAUACAUGGUUAUAUAUUUGUGGCUAUUUUGUUUCAUUCACACCAUCGAUACUGAUCUUCGUUGUAUUCGUUCUCCCAUCAAAUUCGUAUCGAAAAACUUUCAACGAAUCAUUCUUUCGAAUUUGUAAACAACGACGGUGA